Messenger RNA from Colossoma macropomum (tambaqui), 824 nucleotides. It is a transcript of the gene ptgdsa, whose product is annotated as prostaglandin D2 synthase a. The record is from RefSeq and is a predicted model, not a curated record. The coding region runs from base 39 to 593 and encodes 184 amino acids. Gene Ontology annotation, molecular function: small molecule binding. The transcript is spliced from 7 exons. NCBI's taxonomy places the organism in Eukaryota, Metazoa, Chordata, Actinopteri, Characiformes, Serrasalmidae.
CUGUUUUCCUGGCUCUGUUCCACUGUUCUCCUUUGACCAUGAAGUUCAUCCUUGUGACCAUCGUUUUGGCCGUGCUCCUGAGAGACACCUUUGGAGACAUCCAGCCUCAGAAAAACUUUGACCUUAAGAAGUUUGCAGGAAAGUGGUACCGUGUCGGUCUGGCUGAUGACUCCCCGAGCUUUGCUCUGUUCCGACACAAGCUCACAAUCAAUAUGGGAAUAGUGGAACCUAAAGACAACGGUGAUGUCAAUAUGACCAUGUGGAGAAUGAUCAGAUCCACAGGCUGCAAGAGCAAAAUGCACACAUAUAUGAGGACUGCUGUGCCUGGAGUGUUCACGUACUUCAGCACACGUCACAAUAUAGUGAAGGAUGUCACAAUAGUGGAGACUAACUAUACGGAGUAUGCUUUGCUUUUCAAGUACAAGAAGUUCAAUAGGGAGUAUACUCAAGUGUCUCUGUACGGUCGUACCCAGACGUUGAGACCCGAGCUGAUUGAGAAGUUCAAAAAGUAUGCCAUGCAGCAGGGUUUCCCUGAAAGGUCCAUUUUGACCCCAUCACCACCUGCAGACAACUGCCCUCCUUCAGGACAGUAGGGUCUGCUCUCUUUGGGGCAACAUGAUGGUGCAGUGCAUCAUGAGCCAGCAAACAUCUACAUGUUCUUUACUGAAUAAGCUAAAUAACCUGGAAGAACUCCACAGUAUGAAACUUCACUGAUAGCCUGCAUCGCUGUCUUAGAUUUAACUCAGCUGCUAAAUUGUCUUAUUAAUCGCUAGUAACUUUUGCUAAUGAAAAUGUAGAAAAAUACAGUUUGAUUUCUCUUCUGA